CGCCAAUAUCCCAGCUGUUGCUAGCUGUCCCUAAUCCACCCCCAUGUGACCCACCACCACCUCUACUCCCUUCCUCCUCUCUACCUUCCACACCUCUGGGCCUUUAAAAUAAAAUGUAUUCUGAAAAAGGGAAUUUAAGACAUCAAACUAACAUCCAUCAUGAUGUUGUUCUCUUGCUUCCUUUCUUGCUAGUGCUUUGCUAGCUGCUCCUCUUAUAUCUCCUCCAUUUCUUACAUACUGAGAGUCGUUUUCGGACUACCCUCCCAGAUUUUCUCUCAUUACAUUCUUUUCUUAGUAUCAGUUAGUUCUGUUCUCGAUCUUUUAUACUCGGUGUGUUUUAAAUCAUUGUUAGAUUAUUAUACCCUUUUGCUUAAUUUCUUUGGUCUGUUUCAGUUGUUGGAUAUCAUAUACCCUUCUCUCUGCAGUUAUAUAUUAUACAGUAGCCCAUUUUAUCUGUCUAGCCUUGUUUUAAGGUUUUGAGAGAAUUAACAUGGCUCAAUUGCCUCCCAAAAUACCUACUAUGGCUCCAAAUUGGCCUCCAUUUCCUCAACAAACAAUGCCCAGUUAUCUGUCCAAUGCUCACGCCGCCACCGUCACCCCCGCCAUUGUUGACAACCAUCAACCCUCCUGGGUUGAUGAAUUCUUGGACUUCACCUCCGCCAGACGCGGCGUCCACCGCCGGUCUAUAAGCGAUUCUAUUGCAUUUCUCGAGACGAGUACAACGCCCCUUGCGGAAGAUUGCAGCAACAACAAUAGUAAUAAUCAUAAUUCCUCGAAUGCCUUCAUGUCCGGAAAUCUUGGAUUCGAAAGGUUAGAUGACGAGCAGCUCAUGUCCAUGUUCUCCGACGACAUGUCGUUGUCGAUGCCGCCGUCUUCGUCAAACCCAUCAACACCGUCAGAUCAGAACAGCAAUAAUGAUGAGAAACCAAUGAUGAGAUUAGAUAAAAAAUACCAUCAUCAACAACAACAACACAAAAAUGAGCAGCAACAACAGGCCAAGGCUGAGCCAGAAGAGGUGGAGAGUUCAUGCAAGCAAGAACCACCAACACAACAGCCUCCCACAUCUUGUAAUGGUGACCCUGUCAUUAUCGAUCCUAAGAGGGUUAAAAGAAUCUUGGCAAAUCGUCAAUCUGCACAAAGGUCAAGAGUGAGGAAGUUACAAUACAUUUCAGAGCUUGAACGUAGUGUCACAACAUUGCAGACGGAAGUAUCAGCAUUGUCACCAAGAGUAGCAUUUCUGGAUCAUCAAAGAUUGAUUCUAAAUGUCGACAAUAGUGCUCUAAAGCAAAGGAUUGCCGCAUUGGCACAAGACAAGAUUUUCAAAGAUGCUCACCAAGAGGCAUUGAAGAAGGAAAUAGAGAGACUAAGGCAAGUGUAUCAUCAACAAAACCUCAAGAAGAUGAACAACAACAACGGCGGCAGCAAUGUAGGAGGAGGAGCAGCAGCAAAUCAAGAAACUGUACAGUGUACGGAGAAGGAGAGCUUCUCCUGAGCUGAGUAAUAAUAUUUUAUUUUAUUUUUUAAUUUGGUAGAGUAAAGAUGUGAGGCCAAGGUGAAAUGAUCUGGUGCUAACCUGGGCUAUCACGUGAUGUGUCUCUUUAGAGUGGGGCCCCUGAAAAGCUUGUGAGAUUGGACUUAGAGGGUUUGACAAGGACACGUGGACUGCUAAGAUAGGGUGGUGACAACAACGAUUUUUCUUUUAUUUAUUUUUUCUAUUCUUUGGUUGGCUGAUAUUUUUGUUUAUUUUAUUAUUUUUAGUGAUUAAAAUGAGUGAAUUUGCUGAUGAUAAUAUUUUUUUUGGUCGGGCCAUAGAUGGCAGGUUGUUUGGGAGUGGGAUUGGGAUUGUCUUGGAUACAUGGAAAAGGGGAGUUUGUCAGGGAUAUCGAUUAUUGCUUUGUUUAUUUUAUUUUAUUUUUUUCCAUUUUCUAGGGCUCAAUAAUGUUUUCUGCAUUUUAUUUUUCUUUUCUUUUGGGAAAUUGUAAAAAGAUUUUAUUUUCUUUCUGAAAUUCAUGCUUAUUUCAUCAAUUACAGACUGUAAUAUCAUUGUCGUUAAGAUGAAAGAAGCGGAAGUUAAAGCUUAGUUACUAAAAGUUGGGCUGAUUUUAGCA
Manihot esculenta (cassava) is the source of this 2108-nucleotide messenger RNA. Its product is annotated as basic leucine zipper 61. Gene Ontology annotation, cellular component: nucleus. Gene Ontology annotation, biological process: positive regulation of DNA-templated transcription. The record is from RefSeq and is a predicted model, not a curated record. Gene Ontology annotation, molecular function: DNA-binding transcription factor activity; DNA binding. NCBI's taxonomy places the organism in Eukaryota, Viridiplantae, Streptophyta, Magnoliopsida, Malpighiales, Euphorbiaceae. The transcript is spliced from 4 exons. The coding region runs from base 491 to 1492 and encodes 333 amino acids.